UGACUAAAAUUCACCUCUAAUACAUGGAUGUGCCAAGUCAGAGGUAGACCGAGCUGUAUGUAUUUUUUAGUCAUCGCAUUCAGAAAGAGAUCUAGUCAUUAACAAUGCUAAUGUAAUACUUUAAGAUUCUAUUUGUAAAGGUAAUAAAGAUCAUGAGGAACUUUAUAGAUUCAUAUUUGGACCUGUAAACAACAAAAAUCCCCAACCCUAUAAAGAUACCACAUUAACAGCCAAGCAGGAUGGAUACUUCUGGUUCCUGUGGAUCAAUUUUAGAUUUCUGUGAGCGUGUCAGGGAUGUAAUGGACACACAACUGCCAGAAGACAUGCCUGAAUGAAGUCCUUCAGAAGAAGCAGUGCUUUUCUGUACAAAAAAUCUCCUCAUGUCAUAAAGCCAUUUAAAUCACUCAGGACCAGAAAGUUACAAGGAAUUUCAUAGUCAUAAACAAGACAAAAAAACAGACAAUAUAACAAUCAUUGAAAUUCAGCACAGUUGGAAAGCAGUUUUUAGUCACCCAUGAUGCAGAGUGUUACAUCAACUGUAUCAAGAGCAGAAAGAGAUCCCAGCAGAAACAGGCGACUCAACUGAGAUUACAGCGUCUCGUGUUUCUAUGAUUUCCACUAAUGACAUGUUAGAUUGCAAAGCAGACAGGAGGGGAGUACUACAAAGAAUAUUGUUAACAAGAGCUCCAAGUGAAAUCAGUACAAGAUAAUGCUUUGCUUGCAGGGGUGGGGCUCAUGCACAUCCUUCUCAGGCACCUGGUGUUACGUAUGUACUGGCAGAGACAAGAUUAGAUUGGAUGAAUCUCCAUCCUGAUCCAGUUUGGCAAGUUGUACACGCUUAUGCUUCUGUUGCAUUUUAGAAAGUAGUGCAGGUUUGGACUUGGUUAAUUCCAAGUGAACGAAUGAUGAUUCUUACUGAAUCCUUACAGUGAAGCAGGGAAUUCACUCAGUUGUUUCGUGGAUCUUCUGCACGUGCUGGUAAACAUACUAAUGCCGAUGUUAAUGACAUUGAAGUUUCAGAAGUUGAAAGCAGGGUGCUGCUGGUCUAGUUGCAAUUGCAGUUUUACAAACAGUGGUACAUAUCACAAGUAUAACGUGUGUUAAAUCUGUGAACAAAUAACAUUGACAGCCAGCAACUAUUCAGUAAAAUGAACUGGAACUUUAUCUUUCUGGAGACAGAAACAUGUAAGUAACAUCUAUUUGAAAAGCAUACUAAAGAGCCACCAUUAAAGCAAACUCACAAGACAAAGUAAGUGAAAACAGUACUGAAUUUACACUUCCCAGUUCAGAUUUAAAAAUAAAGCAAAACCUAUUUUUCCGAAGUGCCUGAUUUUUUCUGAAGAAUCCUGGGACAACACCUCUGGAAGACCCAUAUAAUAGAGCCACCUGUCAUCAUGUCUGAAGAACAGCAUGCUUCUCCAUUUCCUGACAUAGAAGAUAUUGCUAUCAACAAGAAGUGUUGCAGGGAAGGCAGGCAAUCAGUAAUAGCAGAGAUAAUUGCAUACACACCUCCAACUUCAGUUACACUGAGUGCAUGGAAGAAAACAGUCGUUCAAAACAUUGGUGUUAUGACUAUUUAACACCAAAAUAUAAGGAACACAAAUACUCGUAGGUAUACUUUGGAAAUAUCUAUCAACACACUUCAAAGUGCUUGCAUAGAAACAUGCAAACUGCUGGCUGCUUAUAGCAAAUAGACAAAUGGGUCUCAACUCAGCAGCACAUAGCAGGCGGGUUGAAACUAGAUGAUCAUUAUGGUCCUUUUCAACCCAGGCCAUUCUAUGAUUCCUGACUAUGCAGUUACAACUGCAAUAUAUACAAAACUGGCAGCACCACUUUAGCACCAGCAGUAAUACUGGCAGUGCUUGUGCUUGCCUUUACCAAACUCUGAAUAAGACAAGAAUGGCAUCUGUUGGUUUAAACUAACAGAUGAAACUGACAGGUCUCAAGAAAAAACAACGCAUGAAAAUCUGAUAUUCCACAGAGACAGGCAACUCACAUGUAGGAGAUCUCAGCACUUCCUCCUGCUGAAUGUUUAUUUCAGAUCUUGGAUGUAAAAUCUCAGGUGUCUAAUUUCAGAUUGUAAAUUCUCACUAGACAGAAUGCCAGUAAAGCACUUCAGUGCUGCCUAUUCAAGUCUCUUUAGUAUGUCUUUUAGUAUCACUCUAAAAUUAAUGCCUCCUAUUUAUUUCCAUGGAAAAUAUAACAGAUACAAAGAGCACAACAAUGUUAUUUGAUAGAGCAAAUCCACAGCUACAAAACCUUACUUUUUCAACACAGUUGAAACCACAAUUAAAAAUGCAUUUUCACCAGCGAUGACCAACAGCCUGCAUGUUGUGCUCAUAAUAAUCUGCACCAGCAGAUGUGAGCCACUGUCACCACUGCUGAAAUGCACCACCCACCACCUCACUGUGCUCACUGCCACUGUUUGGUCCCCAAACGUUCAGCAAGCAUCAGUGAAUGUCAGUAGGUGCAAAUGUUUCCGCAUGGAGGAAUUCAGUUACACCCCAUUGCUUCACACACACUUCCAUGCCAGACGUCAUUCUGUCUAACUGCCCCUCUGCUGCCAUCUAUCACACAGCAACAAAACGGGACAGAAUGUUGGUGGGAAGGUUCAGUCUGUACUACCAUACAACUGAUUCUGACAUUGUGGGUCAGCAAAAUAGGACGCAUUACUUUCGGAGCAACCCUCAUACGUUGAACCUUUCAACAGAUUUCCUUUCUAGCGCCUCUUUGAUGUAAUGAAAGACACAAAGGGACAAUAAGUAGCCCUCUUCUCACAGUUUACAAAGUGUUCAUCAGUGCAUCCUACUUAGCAAAUGCUACUUGCAGUUGCUGGUUUGACCAAGAGAUGGUACUAUCCGUACACACAGCCACUGCAGUGUGGUGAGGAAACGACCUGCUUACAUCUCUGAACCAAGAGAUUUUAGAAGUGGUUUAGAUAAACUAAACACAUAUACUGCAAAAGUGCAUUUAAAAAAUACUGAUCAGUGAAGAAAGUCUGAGCCUGAUCAAUGGUUUAAAACUUACACACACUUAAAGAGCAUGGAUCAGUAACUACAUACUGAUUACAGCUCUUUAUAAUAAAAAGUUCACAACAUUAACACUAAAGCCAUUUACAGUUGAUACAAAAAAAAAGGUGAAUAAUAAUAAUAAAAAAAUCACAUUAUUUUCUGGACAUCUCCCCACUGCCCACAGAGUCUUCCCUCAUUUCUGCAAAUCUGGUGACCUCCAUGUUUAGUAAUAAAAGUCAAAGUAGUCAAAGCUUGUCAUAAGUUAGCAACACACCCUUGCUGCAAAGAAGGCUAAUGGUAUCCUGGACUGCAUUAGGCAGAGCACUGCCAGCAGAUGGAGGGAUCCUUCCACUCUACUCAGCACUAAUAAGGCAACAUCCUGAGUACUGUGUCUGGUUCUGGGCUCUCCAGUACAAGAGAGACAUGAGACUACAGGUACAGUACAACAAAGAGCCACCAAACAACGAAGGCACAGGAGCAACUCACAUAUAAGGAAAGGCUUAGAGCUCUGGGGCUUCUCAGCUCAGAGAACAGAGGGUUCAACGUAUACAGACGCCUCAAGCAAGCACAUAAAGAAGACUGAGCCAGAUUAUUUUCAGUGGUAUCUACUGACUGAACGAGAGGGAAUGGGCACAAACCAAAAGAAAGGAGGUUCUGUCUGAACAUCUGAAAAUGCUUUUACUGUGAGGGUAGCUGAGCUAUGAAAAAAGUUGCCCAAAUAAGUUGCGGAACCUCUCACUUCAGAGAUAUCCAAAAGUCAUCUGGACACAGACCUGGACAGCUUCUUCAGCCUGGCCCUGCUUCAAAUGGGAGGGUUGGACAAGAUGACCUCCAGAGGUCCCUUCCAACAACAAUCAGUCUGGAAUUCUGUGAAUCUACAUCUAUAUGUUAUGUAGAUAUAUAUGUAUAUAUAAAUGAAUCACUAUAUUUACAGCACAGCCUCAAUUAUUUAUUACUGUAUAUAAUGAUAUACGUGCACAAUAUAUUAUAUUGUAUUUAAUAUACAUAGAAUUAAGGUUAUGCUGCAAGUAAGAGAUUUCAUAUUUACUUGCUUAAAUGCAUCAGAUAAGCUGCUGUAAAGUUUAAUACUCAAAUAAUAAGAAAAUUGGCAAGCUCACUGGACUAUAUUUAGCACCAGCUAUUGAGUAUAAAUCCAAAUCUCAUUCUGGAAUGAUUACAGCUACUUCUAAAUGCAUCACUGCAUUUGUAAGAGUUGGGUCCCUUUCUCUCACUGUACAUGCCUACACUAAUCUCUGCUUGCUAUUUUAUGUUCUUGUCAUUCAGUAUCUACAUUUUUCUUUACAACUUCCCCAAAGCUGCCACCUUCAUCUGUAUUACUUAGAAUAACUAAGCACGCUUUGCCACCUUUUUCCUGGUUUUCCCUAAAUUAUUCAUGAACUUGUAGAAGAUCAUGGACUUCUGCAAACUACUGGCGACUCGUUCCUCUGUGAAAAGUUUAUUAUUGCUGUCUUAUUUUCUGUCUUUUGACCAAUUAUUUAUCAAUACAGUGACCUCCCUUCCUUCCAUCUUACAGCAACUUUAAGAAUGAUCAUGUAUUUAGUCCAAGCCCUCCGUGUGAUGUUUUUGAAUAAUCUGCAUCACGCUGCAGAAAUUCUACUUCUCACUGUUUUUGCUUUUAGCAAGUUUCCUCAUUUAAUUGGCUUCACAUUUUUAAACUAGGCACAAGUGCACUGGCCAUACUGACUUUCUGUUUACUCACUAAAGGGUUUAGGAUCUAAGUACCUUACAGUCACUGGUAGAGAGCAGCUCUUCUUCAAGGCUAACUCAUAAAAGUGCAUUCUGUUCAUAGUUUAGGGCCGAGCUAAAAUUUGCAUUUCCUAUUCUGGGGUCUGUAACAUACAGUUCUUUGAAGAAGAGGUUUUUAAAGGUUUCACAUCAACUGUGGAAUUUAACUUUGUCCAUACCACAGAAAAGUCGCCCUUUCAGUUCUAACAUGGCCUGACAGAUAAGAGCCCUCAACUUCUGCACAGCAGGCCAGCAAGAUAAGCUGAAGGAGAAGGGACAACAUUACGACACACCCUUUAUAAAGAAACUAAGCAAACAACUUCGCAAGUAGAUUAUUUUUAAAGAAAGCUGAAGGAAGGAGACAUCACCCACCAGCUCAAGUGGAGCUGAAGACUGUCACCAUACAAGAGAAGGAGCCAUGGGCCAAGGUCUAAGCGUGAAAAAAUGUGAUCUUAAGAUCAUAAUGAACAACAAUAACCACCACACAGAAGAAAUCAGCACUGAAAGGCUUAUGGUGAGGCGGGGGCAGCCUUUCAUUAUCACAGUGAGCUUCUCAUCUCCAAUACACAGUUACCUGAAGCAGCUGAAAACGACCUUCCUCUCUGUACAGACAGGACCACAGCACUCUAAAGCACAUAAAACCCAGGUUAAGUUUCCCAUCUCCAGCCUGGGAGACCAGAAGCAGUGGAGCGCAAAACUAGAAGAACAGGACCCAUAUUGCUGGACCAUCUCUGUGAACACACCUGCCAAUGCUCCCAUUGGCCAGUAUGAUCUGUUUUUACAUGCCUCCAAGGCUCACUGUCUCCUGGGAAAAUUCAUCCUUCUCUUUAACCCUUGGUGUCGAGAUGAUGAAGUGUUUUUGCCUAAUGAGGCGCAGCGGCAGGAGUACAUUUUAAACCAAGAUGGUGUCAUCUACUGGGGGACUGAAAAUGAAAUCCUGGCACAGCCCUGGGACUUCGGACAGUUUGAUGUGGACAUUGUGGACAUCUGCUUCAGGCUGCUGGACAUUGGUGAAGGCUACCAACAAGACAAGGAUCAGACCCAGCGCAAGAACCCCAUUUACAUCUGCCGCACGGUUGCUGCCAUGAUGAACUGCAAUCUGUCUAGAAGAAUCCUGACAGACUCUGGGACCAGAGAAUGCUAUGAUGGGACAUCCCCUUCCAAGUGGCUGGGCAGCAGCUCCAUUCUCCAGCAGUGGGUUACACUGCAGUGCCAACCUGUUCGCUAUGGGCAGUGCUGGGUGUUUGCUGCAGUCAUGUGCUCAGUUCUGAGAUGCCUGGGAAUUCCCACUAGGGUUGUCACAGGCUUCACAUGGGCUCACAACACUAACAGCAACCCUAAUGUGAACGAGUAUUAUGAUGAAGAUGGGACGCUGCUUACACCUGACAAGAGUGCCCGUGUCUGGACUUUCCAUGUUUGGAACGAAUGCUGGAUGGCUCGAACAGACUUGUUACCAGAGUACAGCGGAUGGCAGGCACUGGAUGCCACCUGCCAGAAGAAAAGCAAAGGCCCUUCAUUUUGUGGGCCAGCUCCUGUUCAGGCCAUCAAGGAAGGGGACAUGGAAGUGGAUUAUGAUGUCUGCUACUUCUUUGCUGCCAUGAAUGCCAAGUGCAAGGUCUGGAUACACAAGGCAGACGACAUCCUCAAGCCAGCUUUCAUCUGCACAAAGUAUACUGGCAACAACAUCAGCACCAAGAGUGUGGGCAGUGAACGCUGUGAGGAUAUCACACACAACUACAAAUAUCCUGAAGGCUCUCUUCAAGAAAAAAAAGUACUUGUCAAAGCCUACAGAAAGAUAAAGACACUUCAGGCAAUCAGCAGCAGGAGAGAGAUUAUCUCUGUUCCUCCUGCCCAUGAAGAGCUUUUUAUCCACCUCCAGUCCAAGAGUUCUCCAAUACUGGGACAAGAUAUUCCACUUUCCAUUGAAAUGUUUAACUAUAGUGGUAGAGAAAAGGCUACACACCUGGUACUUGGAAUCCAGUCUCUACAUUAUAAUGGUGUUCCCAUUAUGCAACUUUGGAAGGAAAAAUUUAAUUUUAUCAUCAGAAACAAUGAAGUUAAAACCCUGCAAGUCUUUGUGCCUUACUCACGGUAUGGAAAAGAGCUGGGAGAGAACCGUCUGCUCAGGCUGACUGCCACGCUGAGAGAUGAGGACUCCUUCUACAUAUACUUUGCACAAGAAGAGAUUAGCAUCUGUGACCCGCCUCUGACUAUUGAGUUUCCAGAAAAUGUGGUACUGUACCAGCCAUCCACAGUGAAGGUCAGCCUCUUGAAUCCUCUCACUGAACCCCUGGAGAAGUGUGUGAUAGUGGUUGGAGGACGAGGGCUCAUUUACAGACAAAGGAAGUACAGGCUGGGUUCUGUGCAACCUAACAGCACUCAAGACUUGCAUAUCUCAUUCACACCUACUGAAACAGGGCCAAGAAGACUCACUGCACGCCUUACAUGCCUUCAAAUCCAGAACCUGAAGAGCUACAAAACUAUCAAUGUUGCAGCUGCAUGACGUCCGAUUUAGAACAGCUUCUGCUAUCCUGUUUACAAGGGUGGCCAUGAUCUAUGCCCUGACCUUUGGUGAGCACUGAUACUAAAAACUUAAAUAAAAUCAUAUUUAUAAUCCCACCUAUCACUAUAUCCACUCUCGGGUCUGGGAAGCUGAACUUUAUUGUGAAAAAGAUUGGCAAUGUGCUCAAGCAGAUACCGGGUUUCUGUGUGCAUUCCUGCUGAACACACCAGUGCUUAGUCAUUCUUUCUCUCCAGCAAAAAAAAACAAAAAACAAAAGACAUCCUGUAGAACUUCAAAGUGACAGAUGUAGCACUCCUCUAGAGAAAUUCUCUUAUCUCCUACAGAUUUUUGAAGUUGGUAAUACAAUAGGUAUUUUCUACCACUUUCUUAGGGAAUAGAAGAGAGGAAUAGCAUGCACUCAUCCUUAAGAUUAGACAGAAUAUAGUACUUUUUCUUUUUAACACUUCCUUUGGCUGACUGCAAGAGAAUGGAGAUUCUUUUCUUCUGCAUAUAUUCUCUGCCACAUGAAAAUAGAUGCAGCUAACGACACAAAUCUAGCAAUAUUUUAUUGUUCUCUGAACCCCACAGUAGCUGUAAUGUCUGAGAAACAGAACAUAUUCACAGCAUUAAAAUGAAGCACUACACCAUCCCAAGAGUCCAAGCAAAACAACAUCUUCUGCAACUGCAAAGAGGGAUUUUCUGGGCAAGUUUUGCCAGGCAGCAGUAAAGUUCCCUCUUAAAAACACUGUCCUCAUAAUUCUCCCUGUAGCUGGAGAAUGGCCAGAUUCACUGGAAGAGCACAUAUCAGAGCUAGUGGCAGUAACACAUGCGGACAC
Molecule: messenger RNA, 8096 nt
Organism: Lagopus muta (rock ptarmigan)
Lineage: Eukaryota; Metazoa; Chordata; Aves; Galliformes; Phasianidae
Gene: EPB42
Product: erythrocyte membrane protein band 4.2
Exons: 13
Coding region: 5176-7260 (694 amino acids)
Biological process (GO): peptide cross-linking
Molecular function (GO): protein-glutamine gamma-glutamyltransferase activity
Source: RefSeq, a predicted model, not a curated record